This is a messenger RNA of Aethalodelphis obliquidens (Pacific white-sided dolphin), 1430 nucleotides long. It is a transcript of the gene NMRK1, whose product is annotated as nicotinamide riboside kinase 1. The transcript has 10 exons. NCBI's taxonomy places the organism in Eukaryota, Metazoa, Chordata, Mammalia, Artiodactyla, Delphinidae. The record is from RefSeq and is a predicted model, not a curated record. The coding region runs from base 243 to 842 and encodes 199 amino acids.
AGGGGCCGUGGGCCUCUCGGUUAACGAGCUUCGGGGGUUGCGGCGGGUUAGUGACAGGCGCGCUUGGCAAUAGCCUGUGCCGCUUUGCUUGGGACCACUCGAACUGGCGCCUGCAGAGUUGAGCAGCUGCCCGCAACGCCAAAAACAUUUACCAUCUAGCACUUUGCAGAGCAAGUUUGCCGACCCCAGACCUAGCCAACUGAAUUUCCACUGAGAGGAAGACGUGAUUUUCAAAGCUAAUUAUGAAAACAUUUGUCAUUGGAAUCGGUGGUGUGACAAAUGGUGGGAAGACAACACUGGCUAAGAAUUUGCAGAAACGCCUUCCAAACUGCAGUAUCAUAUCUCAGGAUAAUUUCUUUAAGCCAGAGUCUGAGAUAGAGACAGAUGAAAAUGGAUUUCUUCAGUAUGAUGUGCUUGAAGCACUUAACAUGGAGGAAAUGAUGUCCGCCAUUUCCCGCUGGAUGGAAAGCGCAGCACACCCUCUGGCAUCAAGAGACAGGGGAAACAUUGAGGAAAUUCCCAUCUUAAUUAUCGAAGGUUUCCUUCUCUAUAAUUAUAAGCCCCUCGACACUAUAUGGAAUAGAAGCUAUUUUCUGACCAUUCCGUAUGAAGAAUGUAAGAGGAGGAGGAGUACAAGGAUCUACGAGCCUCCAGACACCCCAGGGUACUUUGAGGGCCACGUGUGGCCCAUGUAUCUAAAGCACAGAAAAGAAAUGGAGAACAUCUCAUGGGAAAUCGUUUACCUAGAUGGAACAAAAUCUGAAGAGGACCACUUUUCACAAGUGUAUGAAGACCUAAUGCAAGAACUAGCAAAGCAAAAUUGUCUGCAAGUGACAGCGUAGAGUUGGAAUGCACUGAAUCCUUCCUGGAGUGAAUUAGGACAUUCAAAGGAAGCUAUGCAAGAACCUUAACCAAGAUACAAUGUGUACUUUGGUAUGAUGACAGCCUGUUGUUUUGUUUAUUUGUUUCUCUGUUUGUUCUAUCACACAUGAUUUCCUUAACACAUGGAAAAGUGAGUAGUUAUCCAUGACAAUGGACAGGAAUUUACUUUAACUUUGUUCUCACUCCAGGAAGUACAAGACACAGCAUAGCUCACAAAGAGUGAGUCAGUUUCUCUAGACCAGUGAUUGUCAAACUCUUCUGAAUGGGACCCGGAGUAAGGAAUAAGAUAUAGAUCACAAUCCAGUAUAUAUGUAAUCUAUUGAUGUGUGUGUUUGUGUGUAUGUAUCUAUAUGUGUUACGUGUAUCAUAUCAAGAAUUAUAAAAUAUUUACCUCACAUACAAUGUACUCUUGAUAUUUCUUUAUUUUUAAUUUUUUAAAAAUAUUGGUUACCAUCCCAUACCAAUGCCCACCUCCUGCAAAUAAAGGGAUUACCAGGAGUAGUCAUAUUGGUAAUCAUAUUGAAUAAAUCAACAAUUUGCCAACAGUA